Messenger RNA from Geodia barretti, 1464 nucleotides. Lineage: Eukaryota; Metazoa; Porifera; Demospongiae; Tetractinellida; Geodiidae. The record is from the annotation of a GenBank genome assembly.
UACACACGUGUAGAGGGAGGCCGCGCACAGGUCUUGCACGCAAAAGGUGCGGUUCAUAGAAUUGUGCGCUCCUGCAAAAUUGGGAAUUCGUAUUCUGUUCGUCGCGGUGCAAUUCGAAGGUGUCGAAAUGGCUGCUUUGGCUCUGGUUCUAACUGUGUUCUGUAUCUCUACUAUUGUCUACUGUAAUCCCGUGAUCGAAGUAUCGUGCGACUACGGUGAAUACAGCAAGUGGAAACCAGGCUUUAGGCCUGUACCAACCCACCAAUGUGCGAGCGGCUACGUGGUUGUAGAGAAGAGAAAUAGAACCACCCUCUCUGGUGACUGUGAUAACCAAACAGAAGAAAGAAUAGCAGAAUGUGCCCCAGAGCAGAGUUUGAGGCUUGCAAUGCUCUUGGAUCUUGGUGGGGCUGGACAAAAUAUGAACAGCUUAGGCCUUCGUGCAACUGAGGGCAGUGGAAGGUUCGGCAGAGGGGCCAACCUUCCUUGGGAUGAUGAAGACUAUCGUAUGGGCCGACAUGUUCACAUAUGCCACAACCGAGGACGAAGAAGUGAUGACGCUGAUGAUGACAAAGUGGAAAACCAUGAGUAUGAAACACAACCCCAUUCCACUCCUGAACCGCAACCGCUAGAGAAUGACCCAGUUGAAUUUGAUAUCCACAAGCACGGUCAUAGAUACAGGCGUACAACACAGUGUGAAGUGCAGCAUGUUCUGUUUCUUCUUGAUACGUCCGGGAGCAUAGGCAGGCAUGACUUCAAGAGACUAACCACUACACUUGGUGAUCUGGUUCCUCUGUUUUGCAAGUCAAUCGAAAUCGCUGCAAUGACAUUCAGCCAAAACCACUUUCUGGAAUUUUGCUUCAAUGAAUUUGACAAUGACUGCGCUGGCCGAUUUGCAGCCAGGAGAGCCAUUAGGUCCAUACAAUAUCGGGGAGGUUCAACUCACACAGCUGAAGCUGUACAAUGCGCCUUUGACAAUAUUCUCAUGCCCAGCUGUGGCUUAGCACAAGAUGCUGAAUGUAUCAGCAUAGUGUUCUUUACAGAUGGGAUGUCUAACGGACCUGGCAAUGUUUGUGAAGUAGUCGAACAAUUAAAGCAACAGCGCAAGUUCGAGUCCUUCUCAGUUGGGAUUGGAAAAUCGACCAACCAAGAUGAGUUGAGGUGUCUGGCAAGCGAUGCAGACAACAACUUGUUCCAGUUUCCAAGUUUUGGCCAAUUUGUCAAGGAACUGGGCAUGAUCGAAUCAGUGUUUGCAAAAACUGGGUUUUCAUGCGUGAAUCCAGUGGGAUCAAAGCCAUCUGAAACUUUUGAUGAUACAGGGUCUGAAUGCACUAAGUUUUCUUUUCAAUCUGGUGAUGGGUCAGGGGACUAUUCUGGCUGACUGACUGUACGCUAUCAUCAUUACGGACCCCUUAGCAGAUAACUGCAGUACUAUAAUUAUCGGACCCCAAUUGUUUCGAGCAUGCG